Ectocarpus siliculosus is the source of this 2365-nucleotide messenger RNA. The record is from the annotation of a GenBank genome assembly. Lineage: Eukaryota; Phaeophyceae; Ectocarpales; Ectocarpaceae.
AUGGAGAAUGCCCUCAAGUUGUCGGCGCUCGGUUCCGCUUCCCUGCUGUUCGUUGCACCCAUCCAUGAGUUCGAGGAGGUGAGACGAAGCAAGCACGUCGGCGAACGAUCUGUCUUUCCCUUCGUCUGCAUGUGGGCCAGCUCGACCCUAUGGUUAAUUUACGGGCUCUUCAUCGGAGACAUAGUCCCGACCGUCGUAACGAACCUCUUGGGGUUGGCGUGCUCUUGCUACUACUGCGCCGUGUACGCGUGGGCGGUGGAGCCGGCGUCGAGAAAGUCUAGCACCUACAACCUCUUCGCGGCAACGUUUCUCGGGAUCUGCGUGGUGGUGACUUUCUGCCUAGGCACCUUCUCCCCACGACCGGAGUCCUGGGUGUCGAUGCAGGACGCCGACAGCACGGACAGCGGGGGGGACGAGAGGGCGCAGCGCUUUCUGGGGAUAGCCGCGUCGGCCGCGACGGCUAUCCAGUACGGCGCCCCUCUGGCGGAGCUGGUCAAGGUGAUACGCCGGAGGUCAACAGAGGGGAUGUCGCUCGCGCUAGCGGUGGUUUCGUUGGUCUGUUCGACGCUGUGGAUGUCCUACGGAGUGAUGCUGGUCAACGCCUUCAUCUACGUACCCAACGUGUUGGGGGUCUGCUUCAGCGUUACCCAGUUCCACUUCCACGUCGAGCCUUGACCCCCCUGAACCCCCGGAAUUCCCCCUCGUCCCUCAGCGGCUGGGUUUCCGGACGAAUAGCAGCUGUAUGCAUGGUGCACUGCUUUUAGUCUUGUAUUAUGUCGGUCGGAUUGAUUUAAAAGUAUAAUACAUUGCUGCUGUAUGGCGCGGGGGGUGGGGGGAAAUUUUGCCUUAUUCUGUGGCGUGGUGGCCCAACCCGCCCAGUCACCACCCACCCCGCUCCUGUUACUUGAUGAGUUUCGGUUACCUGUACUGUUUUGUUUGUUGCCUGCUUUGCUUUACGUUCGAAGAACGGAAAAGGUUACGCAUGCGUAACGCGUUUUAUGCGUGCGUAUUGCUUGUAAAGAACGAUGUAAAUUUUGAGCACGUUUACUGUCUGCACGGCCAAUCGCGCCGGGACCCGCAUCACCAUCACUAUGCACCUGCCAAGUGCCAACGUGCGCACGGAGCGAGAGAUGGUCUACAGGACGGGGUAGGUAGAUAGCGCAGACACGUGUGAUUUUGGACUGCCGCUGCGGCUGGCAUCUUUUGCACGCGGCUGGAAUGCGAGAGCCCCGUGUAGGCGUAUCGCGGUUGCUGCGGUGGAUGGGUUGUGUGCGUGUGCGUGUUUCAUGGUGGUGGGGGGUAGCGUUUCCCCCACACCGGGCGCCGUUGGUUGUUGUCGUCGUGUAUGAUUUCAACCUGUGUUCGAUCAUUUUCCUGUUGUUACGGUACGGGUGUGUUUGUUCUGUGAAGGACGUGACAGGGGGCACUCGCAUCGCGCCAGAGGGGGGCCCAUUCCGAUUCGAGUCACCAAGCCUGACCUCUGCUUGCUAGACCUUUCCCUUGUCCCCACGCGGAGCACACCUGACCCGCCGGGGGGAAUGAAUGGGUGUGAUUUGCUGGUGUUGUGUUUUACAUCAUUGUUUUCCGUGUUGUCCAUGUUUGCAACCAAUGAUGGUGCUCUCCGGGGACACGCGCCGGGAUGGGGGUAAAAAGGGGGGCAGAGAGGCAUGGCGUAGCAAACGACUCGACUCUAUCUCGACUUGAUGGAUCGAUUGAGGCCGCCAACACAGCAGGAAUAAACUUGUCCAUAUCCAGCUGAUGUCGUGGCGUUGGUGGUUAUGUCGGAGUUUGUGUGUUUUCUCAAAGGGUGACAGAUACUAUAAAUCACGUCGUGCGCGUGUGUGUGGGUUCUCGUUCUUUUUUUUUUUUUUCGUUUUCAUCAUAGUGAAAGGUUCUGAUUCGAGUUCCUAAAAUGUUGCAGGUGUUUUUGGUGCUGCGGCUGUAGUUCGAGGUCUGCCCCCCCAAGACUCUCAAUUCGUUUGCAAUUUUUGGUUUUUAGGGGUUCUGUCGACUGGGAUGAACGGACGGACAAUCAAAGCAAGAGAUGUUUAGCAGCUACAAUAACCGUGCUCGAAUACACGAUAAAAUGCCUACCUUACCAUUUUGAACGCAGUUACAAGCGUUAGGCGUGGACCGCUUAUGCGGAAACAACUGUGUACUCCCUUUUCUAGCUUUGUUCCUAUGCAUUACCCGAUGCAUGGUUCAACUAUAUUUUAUUUGUGUAAACUACUAGUCUAGUAUUAUUUUUUUAUCUGUAGUCUAAUACAUCCACAGCAGUGAUACUGGUAUACAUAUAUUCGGCGCCUCGUUGCCUUGCUUCCGUACGAAGGUGGGGCGAGAUUGGUGUGGUAUACGGUAUGGGAAG